UGGCAGUGUUUAGCCGGUUGGUAUCACUUUUUCUCUCGAGUCGCUCGUUGACGAGUCGUUUUGUUUCUCUUUGUUUGAGUCCGCGGGCUGACUGUUCAAACUGGCGUACAGAACUCGUUUGAGAAAAGCGAGCAGAAAGCGAGAAGAGAAGAAAAAGAGAGCGGCGAGGAGCAAGAUGAGAGGUGUCGAUAGAAAGGCGACUCCUUCAUAAAUCCGUGUGAGAAGCGAAUCUUAAGAAAAGAAGAGCAGACACUUGGGGGAAGAGACGAGUUUUACACAGAACAUGGCCUCCACCAAAGAACACAGCAUGGAUGAAAGACUGGCACAUAUUAAAGAAGAGGACUGUGAGUGGGGUGCUACAGAAGGUGCCUGUGUGAAGUCGGAGGCUUGUGAAGGGAGAAUUACAUUUUUGGAAGAGGAAGAGUGCAAGGGGGAGAUGACUGAAGUUAAAGUGGAGGAGUUUGGGAGAUCUCUCCGUUAGUCUUGAGCUGCAAAACCUCAAGACUGGGAAUGUUUUCAAACAGGAGCUUUUUGAAGACUCUCAUUCAAGUUUACAGCAUCGGGUCACUGACACGGAAGAACUGGCUACCCAGCAGAAUUCUGUGGAACUGAAAUCAGAGUUUUCCAACUCUGAAGAGGAAAUCAGUAAAGGAAGCCAGAAAGAAGAAGAGCAGACGUCAUCUAAGAAUGUGGGAAUGAAUUUUCAAGAGAAUGUCAGCUUAUCAUUGUCUUCAUUUGCUCGGACCUCAACUCAGUUCACACUGCAAAAGAAACGGGACAAGCAAAAGAUGAAGAAAUCAACAAGAGGAUCUGAGAAUAUGACCGCAGCAUCUCUUCCUGUGAAAAAAGCCAUCAGUUCUGACCAACAACAAGGCCAGAGCACAGAUCCAGAUGCUUUCUAUGCUGGUCGAGAGUGCAGACAGACUUUUAAAAAUGAGUCUGACUGUAAAGAUAACAAGUCAAUUCAAACAAGACCAAAGCCGUAUUGCUGUUCUGAAUGUGGUAAACGAUUCCUCUAUGAGAGCAGGUUUCAGGCACACAUAAGAAAACAUGCUGAAGAAAACCCUCAUUGCUGCUCUGAAUGUGGAAUGCAGUUUUUUAACAGUUACACUCUCCAGCUCCAUGAAAGAAUCCAUACUGGAGAAAAGCCAUAUGAGUGUGCUGAAUGUGGAAAAAAAUUCAUUAAAAGUAGCCGUUUGCAGAGGCACAAAAGAAUUCAUACUGGAGAAAAGCCGUAUUGCUGUUCUGAAUGUGGCAAAAGAUUUGUCUAUGAGAGCUGGUUUCAGGCCCACAUAAGAAAACAUGCUGAAGAAAACCCUCAUUGCUGCUCUGAAUGUGGAAAGCAGUUUUUUAACAGUUACACUCUCCAAAUCCAUAAAAGAAUCCACACUGGAGAAAAGCCAUUUGAAUGUGCUGAAUGUGGAAAAAGAUUCAUUAAAAGCAGCCGCCUUCACAGCCACAAAAGAAUUCAUACUGGAGAAAAACCGUAUUGCUGUUCUGAAUGUGGCAAACGAUUCAGCAGAAGUUGCCAUCUUCAGAGACACACAAGAAUUCAUACUGGAGAAAAGCCGUAUUGCUGUUCUGAGUGUGGAAAGCAAUUUUUUUACAGUUCCUGUCUCCAAGUCCAUAAAAGAAUCCACACUGGAGAAAAGCCAUAUGGGUGUAUUGAAUGUGGAAAGCGAUUCAUUAAAACUAGCCACCUUAAGAGCCACUCAAGAAUUCACACUGGAGAGAAGCCAUAUUGCUGCUCAGAAUGUGGCAAACGAUUUACCACGAGUAGCCAUCUUCAGAGCCACUCAAGAAUUCAUACUGGAGAGAAGCCGUAUUGCUGCACUGAAUGUGGCAAACGAUUCACCAUCAGUGGCCAUCUUCAGAGACACAGAACAAUCCAUACUGUAGAAAAGCCCCAUUGUUGUCCUGAAUGUGGCAAAGGAUUCAAACAUAACAGCAGUCUUCAGACACACACAAAAAUUCAUCUACGACAAAAAUGAGAAAUGAAGCAAAAUGACACCUUUUAUUGGCUAACUGAACAGAGUGCAACAUGCAAGCUUUCGAGGCAGCUCAGGCCCCUUCUGAAGGCAAGUUGAGAAUUUGCUGCAAAUUAAAGGGAAUGAGAGCUGUAUUAGUACAAUUAAACUGCCAUGACUUAAAAGUUCCUUCUGGUUUGAUUAAAUAUUCCAAGAUCUAUUUAACAAAUAGUAAAGAAAAUUUGAAUUUAGUCCUCAAAGAAAUUGUAAUAAAGAAGCACACUGCUUAAGCAAAUUACGGAAUGACCCACAAAACACACAAAUGAACAAAAUGGAAAGGCCCGAGUAACCGAGACUGAAGGAAUAUAAAUCCUACUUAGAUCUGCUGCUAACUGGAAGAUACCCAUCAUAGAUACUGUGCCAGACCUUUGGUUAAAUAGCAGACAGCACUGCACCAGAAUGUAGCCGAAUGUGUUAAUGCUGUACCUGAAGACAACACCAAAGUGGCUCACCAUAGGAACAACUGUUCUACUUCCAAAAUAAGCGCAACCUAGAGAACCCAAAAAUGACUGCCCCAUCAUCUGCCUCUCUACCACAUUCAAGCUGUUUACAGCAGUAGAUGCUGAAAGAGUAAACAGUCAUGUGGAUAAAAUAAUAAUAAUAAUAAUGGAAACAGUGCAAGAGGGAAACAAAAAAAAUGUCAAACAGAACCAAUGUUCAGUUAUUGUUAAAUAAAGUCAUUUUGGAGUUUUGAAAGAAGGCCUGAAACCUGAGUGUGGCUGAGUGGACCAUAUAUUUGAACUGUACAAAAUCCAAGUCCUCACAAAGUUCAUAUCCACCACUAGCAUCAUUGGGAGACAGCUGUGCAGCUCCACCAGCACAAAGAACACAUCACAAUCCCAAAUAUACAAGAAGCAAGAGGAUUGUUAUAGGGUCACUCGUUCUGUAUAGGAAAGACGCACUGGUUUCUGAUUACAUCUGGUUAUUGCUCAAAAUAUGGAGCUGAUAAACUGGGAUAUUAUGUACUGGUCGCAAGCUGGUUUUAUGAUUUGGUGAAUAAAAUUGUAGGACACUGUCACACACCGUGCACUUCUG
Molecule: messenger RNA, 3062 nt
Organism: Erpetoichthys calabaricus (reedfish)
Lineage: Eukaryota; Metazoa; Chordata; Cladistia; Polypteriformes; Polypteridae
Product: zinc finger protein 501-like
Exons: 3
Coding region: 696-1991 (431 amino acids)
Source: RefSeq, a predicted model, not a curated record